This is a messenger RNA of Podarcis muralis (Common wall lizard), 4289 nucleotides long. The record is from RefSeq and is a predicted model, not a curated record. NCBI's taxonomy places the organism in Eukaryota, Metazoa, Chordata, Lepidosauria, Squamata, Lacertidae.
GAGGAGCGUCCUCGGAGGUGACGUCACGGCCCGACCGGCCCGAGUGUUUACCGCGCGGCCUCGAGCCAGUCGCGAGCGCGGCGAAGUAGCGAGAGGAGCCUUAAAGGGGCCGCGCUUGCCUCUCGCCCCGGGGGGAGGCCCGUCCUCGGCCUGCUGCGGGAGCCCCGACGCUUAGCGACGGGCAUGCUGGCUCCAGCCGCCCCCACCUGCUGCUCUUCCUCCUCCGUCCCCGUCAGCCGCUGCCGCCGCCCGCCUGCCGGGCUGGGGCCAUGCUAGGCCCGCAGGGGGCGCCCCGUCUUCUCCUGCCGCCGCUGCUGCUCCUGCUCUUGCCCGGGUCGGAGGCGGCGGCCGGCAAGAAGACCGUAGUGCAGAAGGAGGCCGACUUCGACAAGCCCUACACGGACGCCGUCAACGGCGAGCUGCUCAACAUCUACGCCUUCAACCACACCGUCACCAGGAACGCGACAGAGGGAGUCCGGGUGUCGGUGAACGUGCUCUCAGAGCUGAAGGAGACGCCGGUGCUCUUUGUGGUCAGGCAGAAGGAGGCCGUGGUGUCGUUCCAGGUGCCGUUAAUCCUCAGGGGCCUGUACCAGCGGAAGUACCUCUACCAAGAUGUCAGCCGCACACUGUGCCAGCCUCAGACCAAGAGCGAGGUGGAGAUGCAGUUCUUCUACGUGGAUGUUUCCACGCUCUCCGUGAGCAACGCCUCCUACCAGCUGCAGGUCACUCGUGUGGAUAACUUUGUGCUCAGGACCAAUGAGCACUUCACCUUCAAUGCCACGGCAGCGCAGCCACAGUAUUUCAAGUAUGAGUUCCCGGAGGGUGUAGACUCUGUGAUAGUGAAGGUGACCUCUGCCAUGGCCUUCCCCUGUUCUGUCAUUUCCAUCCAGGACAUCUUGUGCCCUGUCUACGACCUGGACAACAAUGUGGCCUUCAUCGGCAUGUACCAGACCAUGACCAAGAAGGCAGCCAUCACUGUGCAGAAGAAGGAUUUCCCCAGCCACAGUUUCUACGUGGUGGUUGUGGUGAAGACAGAAGACCAAGCUUGUGGUGGGCCGCUGCAUUACUACCCCUUUUCCAAAGACGAACCUGUUGACCAAGGCAACCGCCAGAAGACCCUGGACGUGGUGGUAUCGCCAGCAGUCACUUCACAGGCCUAUGUGAGCGGGAUGUUGUUCUGCCUUGGGGUUUUCCUCUCCUUCUAUGUCCUGACGGUCCUCAUCGCCUGCUGGGAGAACUGGAGGCAACAGAAGAAGAAGCAACUGGGACUGUUGUCUGCCAUAGAAACACCCAGUACUGAAACUGCUUCUCUCCUUGGGCAUCCCCACAUCACCCCAGACUCCUUCCUGGGGCGCCAGCCUUACAACGGCUACAGUUAUGGUUCCUUUGACAACGGUUCUACGGCCAGCACAGAAAAUGUCACCGACAGCCUGCUGUCCACAGAAGCAUCCUACAGUUACACAGGGCAGGAUACCUGUCAGCACCGCCAGAGACACUGGGCCAUUGCAAUGGAUCGCUCCCUUGAGAACAUGGCGGGGCGGCCACGGCUCGACUCGCUCAGCUCCGUGGAGGAAGACGACUACGACACGCUGGCCGACAUCGACUCGGACAAGAACGUCAUCCGCACCAAGCAAUACCUGUAUGUGGCGGAUCUGGCCCGCAAGGACAAGCGGGUGCUGCGGAAGAAAUACCAGAUUUACUUCUGGAACAUAGCCACCAUCGCCGUCUUCUACGCUCUGCCCGUCAUUCAGCUGGUCAUUACCUAUCAGACCGUGGUGAACGUCACCGGAAACCAAGACAUUUGCUACUAUAACUUCCUGUGCGCCCACCCGCUGGGCAAUCUCAGCGCCUUCAACAACAUCCUCAGCAACAUGGGCUACAUCCUGCUGGGGCUGCUCUUCCUGCUCAUCAUCCUGCAGCGCGAGAUCAACUACAACCGGGCACUGAUGCGCAACGACCUGCAAGCUGUGGAAUGUGGCAUCCCUAAGCACUUUGGCCUCUUCUACGCCAUGGGCACUGCCCUCAUGAUGGAGGGGCUGCUCAGCGCCUGCUACCACGUCUGCCCCAACUACACGAACUUCCAGUUUGAUACCUCUUUCAUGUACAUGAUCGCCGGCCUCUGCAUGCUGAAGCUGUACCAGAAGCGGCACCCAGAUAUCAAUGCCAGCGCUUACAGCGCCUAUGCCUGCCUGGCCAUUGUCAUCUUCUUCUCGGUCGUCGGGGUGGUCUUCGGCAAGGGCAACACGGCUUUCUGGAUCGUCUUCUCCGUCAUCCACAUCCUCUCCACUCUGCUGCUGAGCACCCAGCUCUACUACAUGGGCCGCUGGAAACUGGACUCUGGGAUCCCACGCAGGAUCUUGCACGUGCUUUACACAGACUGCAUCCGCCAGUGCAGCGGGCCUAUGUAUGUGGAUCGAAUGGUGCUGCUUGUGAUGGGCAACGUCAUCAACUGGUCUCUGGCUGCUUACGGCCUCAUCAUGCGGCCCAACGACUUUGCCUCCUACCUUCUGGCCAUUGGCAUCUGCAACCUCCUCCUCUACUUCGCCUUUUACAUUAUCAUGAAGCUCCGGAGUGGGGAACGCCUCAAGCUGAUCCCCCUGCUCUGCAUCGUUUGCACUUCCGUCGUCUGGGGCUUUGCCCUCUACUUCUUCUUCCAGGGCCUGAGCACCUGGCAGAAAACGCCGGCCGAGUCCCGCGAGCAUAACCGGGACUGCAUCCUUCUCGACUUCUUUGACGACCAUGACGUCUGGCACUUCCUCUCGUCCAUUGCCAUGUUUGGCUCCUUCCUGGUAUUACUGACUCUGGAUGAUGACCUCGAUUGUGUCCAGCGUGACAAGAUCUAUGUCUUCUAGAGGCCAGGAUUCCCCAGCAAGGGGGGAACGAGGUCUUUCCUGCCUGAUGGCUUGGGACAGGCCUUGCAGAGGCGUCUGGCUGGAGCCAGGAUUUGCAACAGGCCUCUCUACCCGUUCAAAUGCAUCGUGAAGAUGUCACCCUUGGCAGAGCCUGCGGGAGCAACCUAGGCUGACGGUGGGGGGCACACCCUCUUUCAGUAUUUGAGCCUUCACGGUGCUGGGUGCCCCGGGCAACUUUGGGCAGCUUUGAAUGUUGCCUGUCUUGCAUUUCCAAGAGCUCUGGAUGCCAGGCAGGCUCCGGCCGGGUCGCUUGGUCCUGCUGCUGCGCCAGGUUUUCAAGAGAAUCGGUACCUUGUUGGCUGCCAGCCUCUGAGGGUUGGCCUAUGUGCCCACCGACUCCCCUGGGCAUGGCCUGGGUCAAUAGGGAAAGGAUAGGUUUCCCCCCUGCCGCUGCCUCCUCCUCCUCCUCCUUAAAGGGGUGGGGGCUUGUUGUUAGAGGCCAAACUGGGGUCUUGCACUUCCAGCACGGGGCUCGGGAGAGGGCCUGGCAGCAGCUCCUAGGUAAGGGGGCUUGCAGGAGCCUGCCUUGGGGGCCCUCGCCCUGGAAGCUCUGCAUCCGCCCAUUGCCUCACGCACAUUUCUGCCAACCCUGAGUUAAGCACAUCUUCGCCCUCUGCAGCUGAGGCCACGUUGCCUCCUAUUUCUGGACAAAGACUUCUGACCUCCAUGACGCUGCCACAACCGGUGUGAUCUUCCUUCCAAGCGUGGCCUUUCUGAGGGGCGGGUGGUGCUCAGUGGGGCCCCUCUUGCCAACUAGAUGCCACUGCCCUUGCUCUGGGCCACUGCCAUGCCCAGGAGGAAGGGGGCGCCGUUUUCUCUCUGUUCUUAAAGCACACACGGCAUUGGGGAGGGGGCUCCCUUCAGUGCCUAACUAAAUUGGGGUGGCAGGUUGGGCUCUGUCUCCUUGUCUCCCCUUCCGCCUGCCACUGGGUGGGCCUUGGCAGCUGCGUCGCCCCCUGACGGUUUACACUGCACUGCCUGAAGAUGUUUGCUCCUUUUUACUCUUGUUUUCUGCUCAGACCUAGAAUCCGAUCCAGGAGGCCUCUCUCCUCUCAUUGUUCCUUACAAGCUGCCCAAGGUAGCCGUACGAAUAACAGUUAUGGGUGGCCGCUCCGGGCUGCAAGCCAAAGGGCUCCUUCAGUGGCUGGGGGGAGGCCCCCACCCACUGCACUACUGGGGGAAGAGCCCUUUCCCCCCCACAAAAAAAAAUAACAAUGAGAAGGGCCUCCUACAUUCGUCCAUUCCUGGUUAUUGAUUGUGAGUUUGUUUGUUUUUUAACCAUUAUUCGUGUAAGACGUUGCAGAACAAAAUGACCGUUUUCAUUUCUUACGGAUUCUGCUGCCAAAUGCAAAGAAAUAAACAAAAGCCUUGCUUUGC